AUGAGUCGAACGCCAUCUGUGCUAUUCCAGAAUGAGGACAAAUCAGUGAUUCUGCUAGACCUGCCCAAGUCUCUUGAAGAAGGGCAGGUCCUUUCAAACGAGUUACACGGCGACCGCGAGCCGCGACUCCGGAGGCUCAUCUCAACGGCCCCUCCAGAGGAACCAUUCAAGCUUCCGGAGCCAAAGAAGCAAAGCUUCCAACAUGCCCCGGACCCGGCAGCUCAGGUGGCCGAGUUGAUGACUCUCGCAAGAGUGAAUGCAGCUCUGGAGGAGAUCCAGCAGACCUACUCUGGACCCUGGUGCCAUCCUCGUACAUAUGAUGAGUCCAGGCCGUCCGACUCGGGCGAGGGCUCCUCGCAAAAGAGGAAGUCUAUGUCUAUGCAGUCGAAGUGCAGCAAUGAUCAAGUGAUACCACCAGAGUCUCCUCGGAUCAUGACGCCCAAAGACUCCCACUACCUGGAAGGCACAAUCCGGGAUCGACGACAGGACCUUAUCGAAACAGCGCCCUUGUUCGACCUCAUCCUCAUGGACCCGCCCUGGCCCAACCGCUCAGCCCGUCGCAAGCAGAGAGGCAGCACGUACACCACUGCCGACGGGCUUUCCUCGACCAGGGACCUCCUAGCAAACACCCCCGUCCGUUCCAAGCUGGGACCAGACGGCCUCGUCGCGGUCUGGGUCACAAACAACCACAGCUAUGUUGACCUGCUCACGUCGCCGCGGAACGGCAUCUUUGCCGAAUGGGGCGUGGAGCUCGUAGACACGUGGACCUGGCUCAAAGUGACGACGACGGGAGAGCCCAUCUUCGACGUCGAAUCCCAGUGGCGGAAACCAUGGGAGCGGCUGCUCCUGGCCCGGAGGGUCGGUUCUCCGGCACCAAAGCUCAGCUCGGGAGGCAAGGUCAUCGUCACCGUCCCCGAUGCGCACUCGAGGAAGCCUUGUCUGCGGUCGCUGCUCGAGUGUGCAUUGCCCACAGACUACACUGCCUUGGAGGUAUUCGCUAGGAAUCUCACUGCCGGCUGGUGGAGUUGGGGCGACCAGGUGUUGAUGUUCCAAGCGCCUCAGCAUUGGCACAACCCGGAUCAUGAUGAGCCCGGGAGUACAGAGACGAGUGACAGUAGAUCAGCAGAAGCUCAAAAGCGUUGCCGAGAUACUAGUUGA
Thyridium curvatum is the source of this 1158-nucleotide messenger RNA. RefSeq lists its product as uncharacterized. Gene Ontology annotation, molecular function: methyltransferase activity; nucleic acid binding. Gene Ontology annotation, cellular component: nucleus; RNA N6-methyladenosine methyltransferase complex. The transcript has a single exon. NCBI's taxonomy places the organism in Eukaryota, Fungi, Ascomycota, Sordariomycetes, Thyridiales, Thyridiaceae. The record is from RefSeq and is a predicted model, not a curated record. The coding region runs from base 1 to 1158 and encodes 385 amino acids.